AUGACUGCCUCGCUCCCACCUCUCCGCAUCGCCAUGUGCUGCGAUGAUGCCGGCCACUCCUACAAGGAAGCUCUUAAAUCCCAUCUCGAGAAGAACCCUCUCGUUUCUUGCGUAAUAGACGUCGGUGUCCCAUCUCCCACCGACAAGCGAGCAUACCCUCACGUCGCCGUCGAGGCUGCCUCUUUGAUCAAGGAGGGUAAAGCCGACCGUGCCCUUAUGAUUUGCGGCACUGGCCUCGGAGUUGCUAUUGCUGCCAACAAGGUGGCUGGCAUCAGAGCCGUCACUGCCCACGACCCCUUCAGCGUCGAGAGAUCCGUUCUCAGCAACAACGCCCAGGUUCUCUGCAUGGGCCAACGAGUCAUCGGUAUCGAGUUGGCUAAGAAGCUGGCUGCCGACUGGUUGAACUACAGAUUCGACGAAACCAGCGCCAGCGCAGAGAAGGUCAAGGCCAUUGGGGAGUACGAGGCCAAGUUUGGAGAAUCUAAAUAA
Trichophyton rubrum CBS 118892 is the source of this 489-nucleotide messenger RNA. Its product is annotated as ribose 5-phosphate isomerase. Gene Ontology annotation, molecular function: isomerase activity. Gene Ontology annotation, biological process: carbohydrate metabolic process. The record is from RefSeq and is a predicted model, not a curated record. Bases 1 to 489 code for a protein of 162 amino acids. The transcript has a single exon. Gene Ontology annotation, cellular component: intracellular anatomical structure. Lineage: Eukaryota; Fungi; Ascomycota; Eurotiomycetes; Onygenales; Arthrodermataceae.